AGUAAUUAACCGCUAGUUGGCGAGUUUCAAUGAAGUGAUUUGUCUGAAUUAAUUUACUCAAAUGUUUGCACGGGUGAUAUAAAUAUAUGCAAGGAAACAGUUACAAUAUCAAACAGUUAUAGCUUAACAAUAAUUCAUUCAAAACAAGCAAUCAAACAGUGUGCAUAUUAAAUUUUAAUUUUGUGGAACUAAGCGUAUUAGAAAUCUGGUCAUAAUGCAGAGAUUCACAAUUGAAUAUUUGACAGGGAAUACAGACAGCUCGUACCAGGACCCCACAGUAACGGCAGAUGCUCAGAUACAUGUAAGCAGUCAUGAUGGUCUACUGACACACAUUGGUUCCAACUUUCUGCACACCAGUCUCCACUUGGAAGAUGUUUACAGUGUCAUCAACAAGGACACAGAACACUCCUCCACAGAUAUCUCUACACAUAAACAAAUGACGUCACCACUUGUCAUAGACUCUAGCUACACAGAUGUCGGUACUGAAUCUUCACCACUUGUCAUUGACUCAAGCUUCGUCUCAACAACUUGUGAUGAAACGUCUCCGUCAGGAACUUCAUCCGGAAGUGACGUCUCCCCGUUACACUCACCUAAAGACAUCAACACCGGCAUGGUAUACAACUAUACUCUAGAAAGAGCAACACCAUCUCCUAAUAAAGACAGUGGGAUAGAAUCUGACAAUUCGCCAGUAUCCACUUAUACAAAUGAAGAUGUUAAAAAGAGUUUGAGGGAGCUUGAGAAAAAAGCAGACAAGAUAAAGACAUCAAAGAAGACAACCUCGAGUGACAAGCCGUCACAUUCUUAUAUUGCUCUCAUUGCGAUGGCGAUUCUAGACUCACGUGAUAUGAAAAUGACGUUAGGCGACAUCUAUCGGCACAUCAUGGAUAAUCACCCUUACUAUAAUAACGAGGAGAAAGCAUGGAGAAACAGUAUUAGAUAUAACCUUAGUAUCAACGAAUGCUUCAUUAAAGUAGGAAAAGAUGAACUAGCUGGUAAGGGUAACCUGUGGGGAAUUCAUUCAGCGUGUAUCGAAGAUUUUAAAAGCGGGGACUUCAGGCGUCGUCAAGCCCGCAGGAGAGCAAAGAAAACAAUUCGAGGCAUCAGCUCCGAGGAUUCUACAGCAGACUAUACAGCAAGAAAGAUAUCGUAUCAGAAAAUGACGCCAUCGUAUGUUAAUUAUCAUCCGUACACAACUGGACUAGUCCGUCAGCAGCAAAUGGCAGAUUACGCGCAUGCGUACAAUGGACACUACCAAAUGCCGUCUGCUUCGUAUUACAAUACACUUGGACAUUACCAAACAACGCAACAUACACCAAUGGGAAUGACAAGCUAUCCCCAACCCACAUAUGAUUACACUCAACAAUAUAACACUGCUGCCUACCCAAGUUAUGAAGUAACCAGUCAGUUACAAAGUGACAAUGGUGAGAAAGAACGCCAGGAUUUGGGACUCAAAUAUUACAGUUAUUCUACGACAGAUACCGAGACGGGCGUGCCAUCUAACAAUAAAAUUGAAAUUUUGUAGAACAUUUUGUAGAAUUGUAUAUAAAUGUGCUACGAGAAAUAUUUAUGUGCUAUAUGUAAUUAAUAACGAUGUACAGUGGUGUAUAUAUAGAAGAAACCUAGGGGAAAAACUGGAAUCAUUUUAACAAACAUAUUUUAGUAAGUUUUUAAGAUUUCUUUUAGAGAUUUUUAGAAGAUCAUUUUGCUUAUCAUAAAGCAAAUUAUUAUUUUUAUUUUUACUCCUUUUUUAAGAAAGAAAACGAUAGAAAUGGUUGAGUACAUACGGUUGUCUUAUGUUACAUUAUUUUAAGAAAAGCAAAUUGUUGAAUAAAUGAUGCUUAUGUAUAUAUA
Ruditapes philippinarum (Manila clam) is the source of this 1851-nucleotide messenger RNA. RefSeq names its product forkhead box protein E1-like. Bases 215 to 1522 code for a protein of 435 amino acids. The transcript has 4 exons. The record is from RefSeq and is a predicted model, not a curated record. Gene Ontology annotation, molecular function: RNA polymerase II cis-regulatory region sequence-specific DNA binding; DNA-binding transcription factor activity, RNA polymerase II-specific. Gene Ontology annotation, biological process: cell differentiation; regulation of transcription by RNA polymerase II; anatomical structure morphogenesis. NCBI's taxonomy places the organism in Eukaryota, Metazoa, Mollusca, Bivalvia, Venerida, Veneridae.